This is a messenger RNA of Bipolaris maydis ATCC 48331, 552 nucleotides long. Lineage: Eukaryota; Fungi; Ascomycota; Dothideomycetes; Pleosporales; Pleosporaceae. The record is from RefSeq and is a predicted model, not a curated record.
AUGGGCGGCUCUAUCCGGGCGUAUGACUCAUUACAUCCUAUCAAUAACUACAUUUAUGGCAACAUGAGCGGGUCCGGGUACCUAGGAUCAUAUGUCUCUUCCCAAUCGAUAGCACGCAACUGGAGCGACAUACCAGACGAGCACGUCUCGCAGCGUCUGACCGAGGUUUUAAAUACGUACUGGGAAUCUAGCCGCUGGAUGCCUACAAUGACACGAGCUGAUCCGUUUGCGCUAUCGUCGAUGGAUUUAGCAACGCGUGAACCCUUCCCAGAGCUCCUCCUAACGCAGGCCCUGGCGAGUAUCACACGCCAAGCCCCAAUCUACAAAGCAAGUCUUCCGUGGAUUCUGACUCUUAUCCUAUGCUCCGGCACACUGUUUAUCGUAGGCCUCGUCAACAUCGCUGUAGCUCUACAAACAUCUGUGCCUGGUAUUUUCGGUUUCGUUUCAUCGCUUACGAGAAACAAUCCGUAUGUGCAUUUGCCCAACGGCGGCUCAACUCUAGAUGGAACCGAGCGUGCAAGACGGGUUAAGAGUAUGAGCGAGUAUAGCUAA